AUGCCGCUUCACGGCAGCAUUAUGACCAUCGACGCCGGUAGUCCGACAACGGUGUCCACAAGCGUGUUCGAGGAGAACAUGACGUGGUCUCGACCGACAACCGGUGGCUCGCAGUCAAACGCAAACGAGGCCCUACCGAGUCGAACGAUCCUCUACGAGGACCAUCUCCGCCGAUUUCUAAGAUUAGCCACCACUUUUAGCAUCGAAGACAAGGGGAUUCUGAACGGUGAUCGAGAACCAAACGGACAAACGAUUGGAUCUAACGGAAAUAAUACCGAGGAGACGAUUCGACAUCAGGUAGAAACGGAUAGGACCGGUUGUGCCUGCGAUAGACUGAACCCAGGAGCUAGAUUUGGGGAUCGGGAUACCUUACUGUCUGGCGCGUCCUCCGGUUCACCGCCGUACCUGGCGUCGAACGAUACCGACCAGGUAGCCGGCAGUGGUGAGGGAAGUACCGUCGACCUGGACGACACCACAGCGAUCGGUGUUAGUAGCACCGACAAAGAGGACGCGGCAGGACUUAGAGAGCUGGAACUACUGUUCGGUCUAGGGGGCAUCAUGGAAGACCUCGAUGGAUCUUACAACGACUCGUUAAAUCAGAGUCUGAUGGUCCCGUGGAACAGUACUCAUUACAACGACACGUACAUCGUCCUCGGUGAGGGAUUAUACCCAUCCGGUUACACAUUGCCGCAUAUAAUACUGGCCUCCGUCCUCGCGACACUGCUAAUGAUCGUGAUCGUGGUCGGGAACAUGCUUGUGAUUAUCGCGAUCGCUACCGAGAAGGCGUUGAAGAAUAUCCAGAACUGGUUCAUAGCCAGUCUGGCUGUCGCCGAUUUCUUCCUCGGGCUAGUGAUCAUGCCGUUCUCGCUCGCGAACGAGAUCAUGGGCUAUUGGAUCUUCGGGUACUGGUGGUGCGACAUUUAUUCCGCGAUGGACGUGUUACUGUGCACCGCGAGCAUCAUGAACCUUUGUCUGAUCAGCCUGGACAGGUUCUGGAGCAUCACGCAGGCGGUCAAGUACCUGAAGAAGAGGACACCGGCCAGGGCAGCGCUGAUGAUCGCCCUUGUGUGGCUGUUGUCCGCCCUGGUCUGCAUCCCACCGUUAUUGGGAUGGAAGAGGCCAACGCCUGCUGAGGAGUAUCCCAAGUGUAAGGUAAGCUAG
Dufourea novaeangliae is the source of this 1161-nucleotide messenger RNA. RefSeq names its product tyramine/octopamine receptor-like. The record is from RefSeq and is a predicted model, not a curated record. NCBI's taxonomy places the organism in Eukaryota, Metazoa, Arthropoda, Insecta, Hymenoptera, Halictidae. Bases 1 to 1161 code for a protein of 386 amino acids. Gene Ontology annotation, molecular function: G protein-coupled amine receptor activity. Gene Ontology annotation, biological process: adenylate cyclase-activating adrenergic receptor signaling pathway. The transcript has a single exon. Gene Ontology annotation, cellular component: membrane.